Molecule: messenger RNA, 7186 nt
Organism: Phyllostomus discolor (pale spear-nosed bat)
Lineage: Eukaryota; Metazoa; Chordata; Mammalia; Chiroptera; Phyllostomidae
Gene: ADAMTS6
Product: ADAM metallopeptidase with thrombospondin type 1 motif 6
Exons: 25
Coding region: 791-4150 (1119 amino acids)
Biological process (GO): proteolysis; extracellular matrix organization
Cellular component (GO): extracellular matrix
Molecular function (GO): metalloendopeptidase activity
Source: RefSeq, a predicted model, not a curated record
GGUUAGAAGGGCCAGAAUUUCUCUCAUUCACAGGGUGGAAAAGUUGACAUUGUCUAAGCCCUUCUGAAUGGCUGGUAGUUGGUUACCCCGAUUGUACCUCUACCUCCCCUCCCCCUCCACGUGACGACCCAGGACACAUGCGCACCCGACGCCCGGCACAUCUGCAGAACUGACGUCAGUGCUCUGCCUCCGAGGAAAGGCUGCCAAAUUUUCUGCUGCAAUUCAAGUUGGCUGGGGGCCGGUAGUGAGAUCUAGGGCUACUUCAACAAAACUUGCUGCCCUUCCUGCUCCUCUUGUCUUCUUUUCUCCUGAUACCUUUUGAUGCUCUUCACAUGUUAUUUGCAUAGCAAAGGCACUAAGCUGUCCAGGAAGAAAGGGCACCACUUCCACCCCCAAUAAGUCUUUUUUUUUUCCUUCCUUUCUUUUUUUCUUUUCCUUUCCUUUUUUUUUUUUUUUUUGGAGGUGGGGGGCGGGAGCAAAAGGGGGUUUGCAAAGGCAGCAUCUCAGGAUGAUAGCCUGGUUGUAUUGAAGGCAUCUCUUUUUCUGCCAAAUCGGAAAGUCCGUUCUCUCAAGCCUGGGUUAGCCAGACUAUAGGGUUUUAUUCUGGCUGCAGAAUAACUAACUGACUGCUGUGGCUUUGCAAAGGGGGGCAGGAAAAAAAAAGUUUAGGAGAGGGAGUACGUGAGUCGUCCAGUGCAAUCUCUAUUGUUUGAAACUUACUUUUUAUCAGAAUUUGAAGAUGAAAACGCACAUAGGUAGCCCUCCAAAAAAUCAUCCAGUUUGCUAAAUUAUGGAAAUUCUGUGGAAGACGUUGACCUGGAUUUUGAGCCUCAUCAUGGCUUCAUCGGAAUUUCAUAGUGACCACAGGCUCUCCUACAGUUCACAAGAGGAAUUCCUGACUCAUCUAGAACACUAUCAGCUGACUAUUCCAAUAAGGGUUGACCAAAAUGGAGCUUUCCUCAGCUUUACUGUGAAAAAUGAUAAACACAACCGGAGAAGACGGAGUAUGGACCCUAUCGAUCCACAGCAGGCCACAUCUAAUUUAUUUUUUAAACUUUCAGCCUAUGGCAAGCACUUUCACCUAAACUUGACUCUCAACACAGAUUUUGUGUCCAAACAUUUCACCGUAGAAUACUGGGGGAAGGAUGGACCCCAGUGGAAGCAUGAUUUUUUAGACAACUGUCAUUACACAGGAUACUUGCAAGACCAACAUAGUACAACUAAGGUGGCUUUAAGCAACUGUAUUGGGUUGCAUGGUGUUAUUGCUACAGAAGAUGAAGAAUAUUUUAUUGAACCAUUAAAAAAUACCACAGAGGAUUCCAAACAUUUUAGUUAUGAAAAUGGCCACCCCCAUGUUAUUUACAAAAAGUCAACCCUUCAGCAGCGGCAUCUGUAUGAUCAUUCUCAUUGUGGGGUCUCGGACCUCGUUGGCACCGGCAAACCUUGGUGGCUGAACGACACCUCUGCGUUUCCUUCCGCACUGCCGGUCAGUGGCCCGCACGGCCCGCACAGGCAGAGGAGGUCCGUGAGCUCCGAGCGCUUCGUGGAGACGCUGGUGGUGGCCGACAAAAUGAUGGUGGGCUAUCACGGCCGCAAGGACAUUGAACAUUACAUUCUGAGUGUGAUGAAUAUUGUUGCCAAACUUUACCGUGAUUCCAGCCUAGGAAACGUUGUGAAUAUUAUAGUGGCCCGCUUAAUUGUUCUUACAGAUGAUCAGCCAAACUUGGAGAUAAACCACCAUGCAGACAAGUCCCUCGAUAGCUUCUGUAAAUGGCAGAAAUCCAUUCUCUCCCAGCAAAGUGAUGGAAACAUCAUUCAAGAAAAUGGGAUUGCCCACCACGAUAAUGCGGUCCUUAUUACUAGAUAUGAUAUCUGCACUUAUAAAAAUAAGCCCUGUGGAACCCUGGGCCUGGCCUCGGUGGCUGGAAUGUGCGAGCCCGAGAGGAGCUGCAGCAUUAAUGAAGACAUUGGCCUGGGCUCAGCUUUUACCAUUGCACACGAGAUUGGUCACAAUUUUGGUAUGAACCAUGAUGGAAUUGGAAAUUCUUGUGGGACGAAAGGUCAUGAAACAGCAAAGCUUAUGGCAGCUCACAUUACCGCAAAUACCAAUCCUUUUUCCUGGUCUUCCUGCAGUCGAGACUAUAUCACCAGCUUUCUGGAUUCAGGCCGUGGUACUUGCCUUGAUAAUGAGCCUCCCAAGCGUGAAUUUGCUUAUCCAACCGUGGCCCCAGGUCAGGUGUAUGAGGCUGAUGAGCAAUGUCGUUACCAGUAUGGAGCAACAUCCCGCCAAUGUAAAUAUGGGGAAGUGUGUAGAGAGCUCUGGUGUCUCAGCAAAAGCAACCGCUGUGUCACCAAUAGCAUUCCUGCAGCCGAGGGGACACUCUGUCAAAGUGGGAAUAUUGAAAAGGGGUGGUGUUAUCAGGGAGAUUGUGUUGCUUUUGGCACUUGGCCCCAGAGCGUAGAUGGGGGCUGGGGUGCCUGGUCACUCUGGGGCGAGUGCAGCAGGACCUGCGGGGGAGGCGUCUCCUCAUCCCUAAGACACUGUGACAGUCCAGCACCUUCAGGAGGAGGAAAAUAUUGCCUUGGGGAGAGGAGACGGUAUCGCUCCUGUAACACAGAUCUAUGUCCUUUGGGGGCCCGAGAUUUUCGAGAGAAACAGUGUGCAGACUUUGACAGUAUGCCUUUCCGUGGAAAGUAUUAUAACUGGAAACCCCAUACUGGAGGUGGAGUAAAACCUUGUGCAUUAAACUGCUUGGCUGAAGGUUACAAUUUCUACACUGAACGUUCCCCUGCAGUGAUUGAUGGGACUCAGUGCAAUACGGAUUCACUGGAUAUCUGUAUCAACGGAGAAUGCAAGCAUGUGGGUUGUGAUAAUAUUUUGGGAUCUGAUGCUAGGGAAGACAGAUGUCGAGUCUGCGGAGGGGACGGAAGCACAUGCGAUACCAUUGAAGGGUUCUUCAAUAAUUCGUUACCCAGAGGAGUUCCAGGAUACCUGGAGGUUGUGCAGAUACCAAAAGGCUCUGUUCAUAUUGAAGUCAGAGAAGUUGUCAUGUCAAAGAACUAUAUUGCUUUAAAAUCUGAAAAAGAUCAUUAUUACCUUAAUGGUGCCUGGACUAUUGACUGGCCUAGGAAGUUUGAUAUUGCUGGAACAGCUUUUCAUUACAAGAGACCAACUGAUGAACCAGAAUCCUUGGAAGCUCAAGGUCCCACCUCGGACAAUCUCAUUGUCAUGGUUCUGCUUCAAGAACAGAAUUUGGGAAUCAGGUAUAAAUUCAAUGUUCCCAUCCCUCGGACUGGAAGUGGAGACACUGAUGUUAGCUUCACAUGGAAUCAUCAGCCUUGGUCAGAAUGCUCGGCUACUUGUGCUGGAGGUGUCCAAAGACAGGAGGUGGUCUGCAAAAGGCUGGAUGACGGCUCCAUUGUCCAGAACAAGUACUGCGACCCUGACAAUAAGCCUCCUGAAAAUCAAAGGACCUGCAACGCUGAGCCCUGCCCGCCUGAGUGGUUCAUUGGGGAUUGGUUGGAGUGCAGCAAGACCUGUGAUGGUGGAGUACGUACCCGGGCAGUGCUCUGCAUCAGGAAGACGGGACCUUCUGAGGAGGAGACACUGGACUACAGUGCUUGUUUAACACACCGGCCUGUCGAAAAAGAGACCUGCAACAGCCAGUCAUGUCCCCCUCAGUGGGUGGCUUUGGAUUGGUCAGAAUGCACUCCUAAAUGUGGUUCAGGAUUCAAGCAUCGGAUUGUUCUGUGCAAGAGCAGUGACCUUUCUAAAACAUUCCCAGCUACACAGUGUCCAGAGCAGAGCAAGCCCCCUACCCGCGUCCGCUGCAGUUUGCGUAGCUGCCCGCCUCCUCGCUGGGUGACAGGAGACUGGGGCCAGUGUUCUGCUCAGUGUGGCCUUGGACAGCAGAUGCGGACCGUGCAAUGUCUCUCCUACAGUGGACUGGCAUCUAGUGACUGUUCAGAAACUGUGCGGCCUCCGUCGAUGCAGCAGUGUGAAAGCAAAUGUGACAGUACCCCCAUUUCCAAUACUGAAGAGUGCAAAGAUGUGAACAAAGUGGCUUACUGCCCGCUGGUGCUGAAGUUCGAGUUCUGCAAUCGAGCGUACUUCAGACAGAUGUGUUGUAAGACCUGCCAAGGACAAUGACCCCCGGAAAGCCAGAGAGAGAGCCUUGUCAUUUCUUCGUGGAAAUGUGUCCAUCAAAGGGAGCCACCCAGAGGAAGAGGAUUGAUGUCCUUGCAAAUACAUUACCCUGUGGAAAACGUAACCACUGGUCAGCCCUAGCUGACAGGAUUUCAAUAUUAUUUUAACUUCUGUGAAGUAGGAUUUAUUGAUCCAAAGUGCUGGACACAGUUUCAGGAGGGAAUGCCAGAUUGGAGAGAUCCAAACAGCACAGGGAGACUUGCUUACUGUGGAACGUUUGUGUUCUUUUGAGUAAAUCCAAUAGCCUGUUUACCUCCUUGGACCAUUAAGAUAAUUUUUAUUAUAGAUUUAGCAAUGACACUGAAUCCACUUGUAUUUAAAACUGUUUAAAAAUGUAGCUGUUAUGAUUUGGUCAACUAUGGAAGUAAAGAAGAUUCAGAAACCUUAAAUCAUAGCUUAAAAUAUUUACUAUACUUUAUCUCACUACCACAGCACCACGAUUUAAAUUCUAAAAAUGGGCUUUGAACUGUAAUUUAAGGAGCAAUUAUAAGUCAAAAGUAAGGAAAGCUUGUAUGAUUUUUCUUCCUUCUACUUAACUUCCUUAAGAAUAAACCCCCUGUUCUGAACACUGCUGUGAGCCAUGUAGAAACCACGUUAAACUGAACAACAGUGAAGGACUCAGUUGGAAGCGGCGCAUCCGUCUGUCCCUGCAGCUGUGCAGGUCUAUAAAUUCAGUGCUAGAGACUGUGGCCAACCUGCCAUUGUGCAAGUGAAGCUGAGAUUUCCAUUAAAAGUUUAAGAGAAAAAACAUUUCAAUGUCAUGCCGAAGCCAGCCCGGGGGGACGGUAGAGGCUGAAGCACCGGGCCCUUUGCUGCCACCCCGCAGGAUGCCUCAGCUCUUAGUCUGAGUCGCUGGGACUCGCUUGUGUUUACAUCCUCACCAGCCACAGGGCGGCCUCUGCCCUGCUGGGUCGCUGCACGCACGCUAGGCUUACUGAGACGAUGCCAUGUGAGAGAUAGACGGGCUCGGUAACAACGAGGGUCUCGCUCAGACCCUUUUGCUGACAAUUGCGGUGGGUUCCAUAUGUCCCUUCUGCGGCAGAAGGGCAUUUAUUUAUAUGGGAGCAAGUGUGUGUGUGUGCGGGCGCUUUGGAGUGUAUGGGUAGGUGAGUGUGCAUGCGCAUAAAUGUGCUAUUUCUGUGAGGUUUGAAGUAGGCAAGGGAUAACAACCAAAGAAGAAAACGCAUGAAGACUAGACAUCAUAAAGCAUACUUUUAAUAGUCACUCAACCAAGACUUUUAUAUUUUUUAUGGAUACUCUUUACAGCAACUAAAUGUGAAACCUAGUUUCUUGAGCAAGUCAAAUUCUAGAAUCAAAUCGCCCUGAUUUAAAUCAACUCCCUCAUCUAUUCCCUACCCACAAGUUUCACAUCAUGCUCAUCAAAAGAUCUGACAGUGAAAAUUUCUUUAAAAAAGAAAGAAGAAAAAGAGGGUACUUGUUUCUUACUAACGUUUUGUACUUGAACACUCGUAGCUAGCGGCGGUUCUUGAUGAAUAUGCCUUGUGUCCUGCACGUGUGUCCACCAUGCUACACCAGCACCUCCGGCUCCAGACUCAUGGCUACUUUGUAAAGAUGCUACAUGCGGUUAAAGAGUGUAUUUGACUUCAGUCCAUCACUGCGCUCUGAAACUCCAUGUCAGGCAUAUGGCUUAUACCAUGACCUAAUGUGGAUGGUUAGGUGCUAGCAGAAAGGAAGAGAGCCUCACAGACUUCAGAAACCAUCCCAGACUUCAGAUUUGCUGUGGAGAGUCAGCACGGGUUGUUGCUCUGUGUGCUCAGGCGUGGUCAUUUAUGUCUCAUCACCAGCUGUCUCCACCCCACGGCUCACCUCCCUGAGCCUCCCAGGGAGAGCUAUUAACAAUAGUUGAGAGCUGUUGCCAGGGCCCCUGUCUGGUGCUGCCCUUACAAGACCAGCCUCAGUGCCAUUUUAGCUUCAUUUGAAAGGAGGGCGGCCUGUGGGCAGUGUGGCCCCAGCACUGAAUUUCCUUGGUGCUCUGCAAAGAGCAGCUCACUUGGUGCUAAUGUGCCCUGGUGAAAUCAACAAAAGGGGAGUGGUUCUGUAGCAUUCUAGACACAGGUUCUAUUCGGAUCUACUUUUCUCCAACAUAAAGAUCAGCUCAUGUUUUUCUUUCAAAAAGAUUUCUUACAUGACUGCUUAAAGGCUAUUUUUUUUUAACUUCACCUGGAAAUGACUGCUGUGAGGGCUGUCCUGGGCACCCUGCAGACCCCUGACUCGUGCUGGGAGAGGAGGGCACCAGGGAGCGCCCAGGGUCAGCGUCAGGUCACCUGUUCAGGAGGAACCAAGCACAGAAUGUAACGGGACUAAACAUCUUCAGAUAGGCCCUGAAUUUAAAUCUGAGUGAGGGAGAAAAUCACGUUCCACAGCACAUCACAAUACCACUGCUACUCUCUAGUCAGUCGUGAUGUUCUUUUCCUAAACAAUAACAAUAAGGUCUUCCCCAGAGGCUAAGCCACAGAGGCAGACCCUCCAAAAAUAGUGCGCUGUAUAGACUACUUAGGGACCCCCAAGGAAGCCGGUACCCUGCGGCUGAGAGCAGAACCUACCACUGGCAUAAAGGCCCGCCCUACACUGAAAGGGAAAUGUACCCAACUGAUUAAAUCCCUUGAGACGCAUAUGACUCUCCAGUCAGUUCAUUUCUUUAGGAAUCUUUUGAGUGAAUGUCACAUAGGUAUCCUUAAUAAUACAGAAUGAAAUUACCUUUGUAUCAUUGUGAUUAGUUGUUGCUUAUUAUUUCGUACUCAGUAUUAAUGUGGUACACUGUUACUUUUAUUUUUUGCUUUUGUAAAUUAUAUUCUAAUUUAUUGCCAUGUUUCCUAACACUUGUCCUUCAUUCAUUCUCCUGCUUGUACUGAAAAUGAAAAGUCAUUGUAACACUUGAUGGAGUGAAAUUCCACACCAGGCACAGAUUUUUUAACAUAGAUAAUUUAGUAAAAAUAAAAAUUCAGCUUGUAAGAAUGA